GCUCCUUCUUCAUGUACCUUAUUUUUUCCUAAUGAAACAUAUACAAUCAGAUAAAGCACGUUUUCUGUGAACGUUUUGUCUGUGAAGAGGUACAAAUUCCUGUACCGGUAUGGAUCUAAACGACACACUAAGAGAGCUCGACUCCGUAAAACUGCGCGCCUUGACGGAGCAACUUGUGGCGCGCGCGAACAGUUCGGCACCGCUUCAACAUAACGAGACGGAUUCCGCUCCUCAGGAGGACUUAGACGUGAACACGGACAUUUACUCAAAAUUGCUCGUCACUGUGAUUUACGUAGCGCUGUUCGCCAUCGGCUGCCUCGGGAACUCUAUAACGCUGUACACUCUGCUGACAAAGAAGUCUCUUCAGAACCUGCAGAGCACCGUGCACUACCACCUGGCGAGCCUGGCCGUCUCUGAUCUGCUCAUCCUCCUGUUCAGCAUGCCAAUAGAGCUCUAUAACUUCAUCUGGGUGCACCAUCCGUGGGCUUUUGGAGCGGCCGCGUGUAAGGGCUAUUAUUUCCUGCGCGACGGCUGCUCAUAUGCCACGGCUUUCAACGUGGCGAGCCUUAGCGCCGAGCGCUACAUGGCCAUCUGCCACCCGUUUAAGGCGAAAAGCGUGAUGUCGCGCAGCCGCACCAAAAAGCUGAUCAGUGCCAUGUGGGCCGCCUCUUUUCUGCUCGCCACACCGAUGAUCUUUACCAUGGGCCAGAGGAGCGUGGACAGUGAACCCAUAUGCACUACCAUUGUGUCCUCAGUCACAGCCAAAACUGUUCUUCAGGUGAAUGCAUUCCUAUCAUUUGUUGUUCCCAUGGGUCUGAUCUCAGUGCUGAACGGAGUCAUUGCCAGUCACCUUCUGCGUAUGUUUCGUGAGGCAGCUCAGGACAACCGUGUCUGUGUUGUCGGGGGUAAUGCCACUAUGCUCAGCGUUGCUGUGGAGCCCAACCGAGCCCAGUCAUUGCGUCAUGGUGUUUUGGUGUUGCGAGCUGUAGUUAUUGCUUUUGUGGUUUGCUGGCUGCCCUAUCAUGCCCGUCGCCUGAUGUACUGUUAUGUGACUGACUGGACUGACAAUCUCUAUGACUUCUACCACUACUUCUACAUGAUUACUAAUGUGCUGUUCUAUGUAAGCUCAGCUAUCAACCCUGUCUUGUACAACCUUGUCUCAACCAACUAUCGUCAGAUCUUCUUUUCUACUCUGCACAAUUUCUUCCUGCCAUGCCGACGUAAGGAGGAAACCCGCAUGCUUACCAGACACUCUGUCAGCAUCUGCAGUAACCACACUUUCUCUACCAAUGUCAUUAAAGAGACUGUGUACUGAUUAGUGUCAGUGCUACAUGACACUAAAUGUAAAUUGAUGCUAUUAGUGAUAUUGUUGUUACUUCCUAUUGUUUUAGUUGUCACUCUGAGAGUCUAAGUGACUAGAAGAAAGAGGCAAGAUUGUGGGCUGGCAUCAUUGCAGACCUACACAUACAAAGGCUCUUGAUAUAUAUAAAUUGACAAGUAUUGAUGGUUCAGUUUUUAAGACAUUGUGCAAAUAAUGUAUGUACUGUUAACUUCUAUACAACUAAAAACGAUUUGGGGGAAAUUUGGUACUGUAUAUUUAUGCGGUUUAUGCUUAAUUCUCCUAUUAUUUUAUCAUGCAUAUUUAUGCAAACUCUAUAUUAGAAGUUUAAAAGGAGUAUCAAAAAUGGCUCUACCCCUUACAUUCCCCUUUGAGAACAUUAAAUAUGGACCACUAAUAAUUAUUAGGAAAGCACAUUGAUAUCUUGCCUAUUAUACUCCUUUUAAAGUUGAAAGACUGAAAUGCAACAUAUUAUGCAUUCUUGCAUGCUUAUUAAUUAAUAAGUUAAUUAAUUAAUUAAUUUAUUUCCCUCUGGUGCACAAUUGGAAUGUUCUUGGCUGAUACAAGUUUAAAAAAAAAAAGUCUGACCUGUCAAUUCCAAUUUUGGCCAAUUUCAAGAUCUAUAAUUGACACAAACAUUUUGUAACUUUAAUUUUAAAAAUGUAUUAUAUGUAUAUUAUAAAAUAUGAACCAAUUAUUACCUUUUACUAUGAUUUAGUGUGUAAUCCAAGCUACCAUUAGCAACAUUAGCCUGACUGUAUGCCUACUUUUAACAAACAAUCUUUUGUAAAUGUAGCUAGAAUGAACGACAAAUAACACUAAUGGUUUCUAGAUAAAUUCAGGAAGGAAUCUGAGGUGAAAAUUUUUUAUGACACUCAUCCAAUCUUGAAGAUAACUGUUGGAGUAUUUUCCCCAUAAAUAAACAAUGACCACUCACUUAAAAAGACAAAAAGAAUUAAAAGAAAGUUUGGGGUUCUUGUUUACAGUUACAGAUCAUGCUUUUGGCACUGAAUGCUCUACUUCACAAAGCAAGUUGGCUAAAAAGGGCACUCCUGGGAGGAGCUGAGCCCCAAGUUGGAGAAGGGUCUUAAUUAUCAUCCUUUAUUUCAUCACGAAUUAUGAAAAACAAACAAUGGACCAAUCUGAUGAUUUUGUUUUUGAUGGAAAUAUUUACAUGUGUAAAUGUUAGUGCCCCCUCUUUUAAUUCUUUUUUGUUUGUUUGUUUUUGUUGUUGUUGUUGUUUUUUUUACAACAUUUUACACCUUUAUUACAACAAAAUUGUAAUAAAGUAAAUUCAAUAAUGUAAAAUUCAGUUCAUUAAGGGAAUUGGGCAUUCUAUUAAGAACAGCUCUUUUAAGGUCCUGCCACAGCAUUUCAGUUGGAAUAAACUUUGACUAGUUCGUUCCAAAACCUUGAUUGACUGAUGUGUGCUUCAGAUCAUUGUCCUGUUGCAUGACUGAAUUGCGACCCAGUUUUAGCUGUCAGUCACAUGGGCUCACAUUUGCCUCUAGAAUUCUCUGCUAAAAUGCUCAAUGAGGUCUGUAGGCUCUUAGAUGUAGCUCUGUUUUUGUAUUUUUCUGACCACUGCACAGUGUGACUUUGGGGUGAUUGUGCUGGGAUGUUCAAUCCUGGGAAGUUUGGCAGUUGUCUUGAAUGCUUUCCACUUGUGUAUAAUCUUACUGUUGAGUGCUGAAUUUUAAAUGGUUAGAAAAUUUCAGAAUAUCCCGAUUGAUGUGCAGCAAUAAUUGCUUCUGUAAGUCCAUUGCUUACAGUAUGUCUUUCCCUCUUGGCAACACACCUGAAUGCUGAAAACUUCUGCUUUUAUGGAGGUCUGCACACCUGCUGAUGAUCAAUUAAUCAAGGGCUGAUGAUUAACAGCACCUGCCUGCAACUCACCAUGUUUAAUCCUGUGGAAGCAGUAAGGGUGUAUCUAGUAUUGCCCAUUUUGGGCUUCAUUUUUGUUAAUAAAAAAAAAUAAUGGCACAGUGUAAAAUGUUAUAUGGUGUUUGUACAAGGUACUGAGACCAGCUAAGAUUAGAUUUUUAUUAUAUUUUUAUACCAAAAAAAAGCAUAGGAUUAAAAGCUGGGGCACUAGCUCAUAUACACAACUAUACAAAUGCAAAGAAAAUGAAUAGGAAGGUGAUGUAUAUUUCUAAUGUUUUUUGCAUGUACACAACCUAGACACCUACAUGACUGCCCAAAAGUGGUAAAAGGUGAAUUUUCUUAAUAGUUCCUCUUUAAAGCUGACAAAAUGUGUGUUUAAAAAGUUUAAUAAUGCAGCAGUGCAGUUUAAACUAAGAGCAGAGUAAGAUUUAACCUGACAAUUCAAGUAACUUUACUGCAACUCCAGGCAAUUUUGCAUAGCUUAAAGCACUGCUGCUUUAAGACAGAGGAGAAAAUAAAAACAAAGAACAAAGAUAUUCCUCAGCAGUUCAGCAAAUUCUAUUGAUUACUUUUAUUGAUUAAAUCCCUGAGGUAAAUGAAAGGUAUAAUUGUGGGCCACAUAUUUGGACUAAAUGUACUAAUUCUGUGAUGCACAGGGAAUGCUUCAGAAGACCGUAACACAUCAUUAAGACUCUGUUGCAGCAAAUUUAUGAAUCUAUCAACCUGAAAGAUUUUUUUCUAGUAAUGGACAAAAAGGCAGCUAUCAUUAAAAUAGACAGAUAACUUGUCAGGACUUUCUAAGAAAAUGAGUGAUCUGAUAUGCAAACUAACAGAUAUGAUAUGUACUGUAGAAGGCACUGAAAAAAAGAUUUACACUGUGAGGGGGGUAAGAUUGUUCCCCAUGAAGGCUGUUUCUUGCUAGGAUUGACUGACUGAGGUUAGCGGAACAAGAAGGAAAAGUAUUAGCAGGAUAUGAGAGCAUGGUUCAUAACUGUGUGUGUGCCUGUUAGUGUAUGUGUGUGUGUGCAAGAACAAAUCAUAAUGUUUAUUAAAAUGAGAUACCUCCAUGAGACACGAGCAAGAUGCAGAAGUUGAUUAAAACUCUUAAGCAACAUACUUAGCUAGCCACUUUUGCGCUAUAUGAUAUGUAGUUCCUGAAGGUUCUUUUUCUUUCAUACUGUAAUCACCGGUUGCUUACCAGCAUGUGGUAAAAUACUGCACCUUAUUUUUUUUAAGUGAAUGCUCUGAAGUUAUUUAUGUGAAAUUCAUUAGCAAAAUAGAUGGUUUCAUCAGUCUAUGUACUUAAAUUUUAUUUAGGGAUAAUAAAAUAAGAUAGAUUUAUGUGACACUUGUAUAACAUUUUAAUGACCGCAUACCAAACCUUCAUAAAUGAUAACCAAGAAUUACGUAUUCCCAAAGGCAACUGGUACAAAAAAGAUGCAUUAGUUUGUGAACAAAUACCUCUGUGAACCAAGAUGAACAUAGCACAUAUAUAUCCUCUUUUCAUUUUCUGGCCUUUUACUACACAAAAUCAUUAAACUGACUUUGUGGAUACUAGGCUGUACUUCUAAUAUACAGUAUGAUGAGUCAUAAAUGAGUCUUUAAUAUUAACAGGGGUGUGUAGAAUGUUAUCUCUACUACACUUAUUGAAUUUAAAUAGUUUUGCAAAUGUUCCUGCUGCACUGCAAUGCAGAGUUAACCCAUUUGUGCUUUCAUGAUAACUGAAUCCCAUUUGAAAGAUCAUAUCCAUUAUCUAUAAUAUAGAUAUACGUUUAUUUUAUUAUUUGAUUGCAAUUUCCAUCCCUAGCCACGAAAUAUAAUGUACUAAUCAUUAUGUCUUAAAAGGAAAAUACAAGGCAUUUCUGUUUUGCCAACUAACAAUUACGUACAUAUAUGGUUGCUAAUAGCUGGUCAAUGCAAAGGAGAAAACUGUGGUUUUACAUGCUAUGAUUAUUAUUUAUACACUGUCUAAAAUAUUUUGUCUGUGCUAUGUGUAAUUUACCUGUAAACAUAUAAUGUGUGUGUUUUAUGUACUGUAAUUUAUGAUUACAUUGUAACUAUAUUAUAUGUUGUGUAGUUAUCUUUAUGCUACUGUCAGAGUAGUACAAAAUAAAUUUCAAAGUAAAACCAGUUCUGCUGCUCUGCCUAUAGACUUCAGCACAAUGGAACUUUUUUUCUGGAUUAUUAUAUUAUUUUAUUUAAACUUUUUUUUACAGUGCUCCAAGUUAUAGGCAGAUAAGUAUGUAGCUCUGGUUUAUUAUUUUUAUAAUAAAAUAUAUUAUGUACCAGAACGGAUCAAUAAAAUUUGAUUGAAAUACCUUACCAACAACAACAACAACAAUGAUAAUAAUAGGCUAAUAAUAAUAAUAUUAAAUUCAGGAAUGUGGUGGUGUAGGAGUAGCAAGCCAAUAAAAAGAAUUAGUAAAUGUAAUAUUAAAAAAAAUUAAAAAGGAAAGUAAAUAUCAUAUAUAUUUUAUAUCAAUUCUUCUUAUAGCCAAGGCACACGUAAUCUGGUCUGGUAGCUUGGCCUUUGUUUGUUUGUUUGUCACCUGAAUGUAUUACCAGAAAAUACAACUAAACCUGAACUGUUACACUGAUCAGUCUUUUGUUUUUCUGGUCCAUCAGAAAACCUUUUAUUUGUGUAGAACUAAUCUUCGU
Messenger RNA from Clarias gariepinus (North African catfish), 5881 nucleotides. RefSeq names its product neurotensin receptor 1 (high affinity) (gene ntsr1). The transcript has 4 exons. Gene Ontology annotation, molecular function: G protein-coupled neurotensin receptor activity. The record is from RefSeq and is a predicted model, not a curated record. Lineage: Eukaryota; Metazoa; Chordata; Actinopteri; Siluriformes; Clariidae. Gene Ontology annotation, biological process: neuropeptide signaling pathway. Gene Ontology annotation, cellular component: plasma membrane. The coding region runs from base 110 to 1315 and encodes 401 amino acids.